This is a messenger RNA of Peronospora farinosa, 1509 nucleotides long. NCBI's taxonomy places the organism in Eukaryota, Oomycota, Peronosporomycetes, Peronosporales, Peronosporaceae. The record is from the annotation of a GenBank genome assembly.
AUGAUCACGCCUAUUGAAGCGACAACUCCGAAGUACAAUUCUGCCGAGUCGCCUCCCCACCGGGAGCUGACUGCGUUGGGGUUGCAGGAGCAUCCUCCAAGGUUGUCGACAUUCUCGCACCUCGACCUCGUUGACUCCGGCGAAAGCAAACACACGAUCGGGUGCUCGGUGGCCAUGCUUGUACUUCUUUCCCUGCCGCGAAUGGCUACCAAUAUGGCGUGGUCGGCGCAGUGGGCCGCCCUGGGUCCAUACCUCGGUACAAUGCUGCCGCGUUUCGCUGUGCAGCUGACUCAAUUGAUCGGUCCGCUGUCAGGCAUACUCGUGGCACCGACUAUCGGUGUCCUUAGUGAUCGCUGCACAAGCAAGUGGGGUCGCCGUCGCCCAUUCUUGGUUUACGGAGCUGUUACUAGUGCAGCAUGUUGGAUGCUGAUGGGAUACGCACGGGAAUUGGGAGAGCUGCUUGGUGACUCGGGGAAUAAUCGACCGUGGACUGCUUGGCUCACGAUACUGUUUUACACAUGGAUGGAUGUUACCGUCAAUGUGGUGCAAACACCGGCUUUCCUCAUAAUCGCGGAUUUUGCAGGCGACCGUCAGACUUUAGGAGCCAGUAUUGGACAGGCGAGUUCAACACUGGGAUCCAUCUGCGUAGCUGGCUACAUUUACGUCUUUGGUGCAGCGCACCUGACGCUGCGUUGGUUUCUCGGUAUGUUAUCGGUGACCAUGUUAGCUUCUGUAGGUGCUGUAUGCGCGUUUGCGAAGGAAGAGGUACCAGUCUCUAAGGACUUGGACUUUGAAUCGGGCGAAGAAGCUUCUAGCGCAACGAAGCGGAUUGGCGAAGCCUUUUCCUGCAUUUAUCACGGCUUAAAGACGCUUCCUCGCACACUAGCAGUGUACUGCCUCGUGCUCUUCUGCAUCCAGUUUGGUUUUACAGCCUACAAUGGCAACAAAGGUCAGUUCUUUGGCAUUGAAGUCUUCGGUGGGAACUCAACUGAUGCAGACAUUUGCGACUUGAGUCACCACUGUACGCCCGACCAAGAGCGCUACAACGAUGGCGUUCAGAUUGCUGGUGGUCUAGCAGACUUGCUUUUCAAUGUGCUCGGAUAUCUGUAUUCAUGGAUGUUACCGUUCCUUGUUCAUCGUCUGGGUGCACGCUGGGUCGUCACGGUUGCGUGCAUUCCGCAGGCACUGCUUAUGGUGAUGGCGUUUACGAAACUUGUUGCUGUGGACGUGAUGAUUGUCGUAUUGACGGCUAUUACGCAGUCGACAGUUUUUGCACUCGUCGUGCCUAUCAUCGUGCAUGUGUUUGGGACUUCUGCGCAAGUCGGCAUGUAUGUUGGUGCCGUUAAUUCCGCCAAUUGUAUGGGCCAGCUUCUCAAUUUCUUGGUCGGUGCUGCACUUGUCAACACAUCGCUUGGAUACGCAUUACCGGUGUUUGUGGGAGGUGCUCUCUCAUUGUUAGGCGCAUUGAUUAGCCUCCAAGCGCUACGGAUUGACAUGUAUUCCAUGUAG